This is a messenger RNA of Phyllopteryx taeniolatus (common seadragon), 1135 nucleotides long. RefSeq names its product translocase of inner mitochondrial membrane 22 homolog (yeast) (gene timm22). The transcript is spliced from 4 exons. Gene Ontology annotation, cellular component: TIM22 mitochondrial import inner membrane insertion complex. Bases 149 to 754 code for a protein of 201 amino acids. Gene Ontology annotation, molecular function: transmembrane protein transporter activity. Lineage: Eukaryota; Metazoa; Chordata; Actinopteri; Syngnathiformes; Syngnathidae. Gene Ontology annotation, biological process: protein insertion into mitochondrial inner membrane. The record is from RefSeq and is a predicted model, not a curated record.
UAAUUUCGUAUUGUUUAAAUGAUUAUGUAGCCCUAAUUUACUAUUUUAUAAAUCCAAUUAACAAUCCACCAAAAUAAUUACGAAUGGCAAGAAUCUGCUUAUUCUCGUCCCAGAUUACAUUGACCUAAAAGAGCUGUCAUUGACAAACAUGGCGGCCCCCACGAGUGCUGCGGAAGCUUUCGUCUCCCAUUCUAAAAGUUCUCCUACAGCUGCUCCGAGCAUGGAGAGCCCGCCGAUUCAGUACAGUAUGGUUCUGGAUCAUCUUAUUGGGGACAAGAGGACCGUGAAGGACUUGAACCCCGGCGUCAUGGGGGGACUGCCGGUGCCAUCAAAAAGCGAGGAGCAGAAGAUGAUAGAGAGGGCAAUGGAGAGCUGCGCUUUCAAGACGCUUUUGGCCUGCGUUGGAGGGUUUGUCCUCGGAGGAGCGUUUGGCGUUUUUACCGCAGGCAUCGACACCAAUGUCGGUUUCGAUCCCAAAGACCCGCUGAGGACCCCCACGGCGCGAGAAGUCCUCAAAGACAUGGGCCAGAGGGGCAUGUCCUACGCUAAGAACUUCGCCAUCGUGGGUGCCAUGUUCUCUUGUACAGAGUGCAUCAUAGAAUCGCACAGAGGCAAAUCCGACUGGAAGAAUGCCGUGUACAGUGGCUGCAUAACUGGAGGAGCGAUUGGGUUUCGUGCUGGUCUGAAGGCCGGGGUCCUAGGAUGCGGAGGCUUUGCGGCUUUUUCUGCAGCCAUUGAGUAUUAUCUGCGGUGAACGACUAAAGAGAAAGAAUGAGUCCCUUUGGAUGAGCCUGUGACAGAUGGCGACCCGUCGGUCUGCAAAUCACAAUUAUGAUUUGUGGGAUUUAUGCGCUGGUUGUAAGUGGACAGGAAAACAUGGUACCUAGGCGUUGUUUUGAAAUUGCUGGCAGAUGAGAGGUUGUCAGCUUCUGUCUAUGUAAAGAAAGAUUCGUUGGGAAAACACUGGCCACCUUCACAUCGCAUGCUAAUAAGAGUCAGCAUUUAUGUGAAGACUGUUUGGUCAUUUCAUCAGGUUUAUUUUCCAACUUACUGGAAUUUGUGCGCUCACCUUUGUAAAUAUGCUUUCUUCAUUGUUAUUUUAAGUAGUGUUUGUCAUAAACAUUACAUUCGUAUA